Messenger RNA from Raphanus sativus (radish), 2424 nucleotides. RefSeq lists its product as uncharacterized. The coding region runs from base 1 to 2424 and encodes 807 amino acids. The transcript is spliced from 9 exons. NCBI's taxonomy places the organism in Eukaryota, Viridiplantae, Streptophyta, Magnoliopsida, Brassicales, Brassicaceae. The record is from RefSeq and is a predicted model, not a curated record.
AUGGUUUCUUCGAGAAUAGUCGAUUACCAUGAAGAUCUCGUGGAAGAACCCGAAGUUGAGUUACCUCAGAUGGUUUUUGCGGAUGGCGAGGAACCAGUCGGCGUCAGAGUGCUUACUUACCAGUCUUCUCGAGCAAUAAACACCAUACUUAAUGCUCUCAACGAAGCUGAGAUCCAGUACCUGAGAGAGUCGUCGUUUGGUAAACUCAUCGAGAUAGCCGAAAAACCUGCAUUUUCUGGUAGAUUUGCUAGAUAUCUACUAUCUCGACAGUUGAAGGUCGAAAAAAAACACGAAGCUUGGUUUCGGUUUGCCGGAAAUCCUAUUAGGUUUUCAUUGAGGGAGUUUGCCAUAGUCACUGGGCUUCCUUGCGGUGAAAUCCCCAAAAAGCAGAAGAUGAAGAAGAAGAAUAUCAACGAGAAACCUUAUUGGCCCGAACUAUUUGGGAGUAUGGAAGAAAUGCGAGUAUCUCAGGCUGUGAAGAUGCUACGAAAAAAAACGGUUACAGAUCCAGAUAUCCGGAUGAAAUUGGCAUGCCUUGCAAUAGUUUCAUCUGUGUUGCUGUCAACAAAUCUUAAGAUGAAAAUGCUAAAGGAGUACGCUGAGCUACUUGGAGACAUAGAAGAGUUUUUGUCUUUUCCAUGGGGUCGUAUUGCAUUCGAUAUGCUGAUGACCACUGUCCCUGCUUUGACAGAAGUGGUUCAGGAUGCGUGUUCUUCUUCCGAAUCGGAAAGUGAUGAUGAUGAAAUAGAGUCCCCUGUUAGCAAGGCAAGGAGGAAGACUUUGAAUCCUGCCCACGCAAGGGAAGUAGACAGAAAAUCGGAGCAUUAUCCCGAAGAUCCUCAUCGGCCACUCAAUGAUUCUGUUUUGGGUUGGCCAGACGAGGUGUUUGAUAUCAAAGUUGACAACCUUUUGAAGCUUAUAUUUCAAAAGUUUGUGUUCUCCAAAGAUAUGUUCAAAGGUGGAGUAACAAAAUCUGAUGUUGAGAAGAUGCGGGAAGACUCCAAACCAAAUGGCAAGAAGAAGCAGACCCGAGGGAAGGAGAAACAGAGCAUAGAAGCAGAAGAAGAUAAAAUUUCACCAAUUGUGCUUUCCCUUCUCAAACCUGAGCUCCAGCGGAUCGAAGGCAAAGUGUCGUCUGUGAUUGACUCCAUGAAACAGUUAGCUUUGUCAUCUGUACAGUACAAAGAUGACGUUCUAGCCACUGUGUCUGGAAUGAUAAAGCAAAUGAAAUCGGAAAUUCUGGUUUCACUUGCCCAGGGUCAUGCACAUGAGGUUUCAGGGUGUCACAAUAUCAUCCUGUCAGAUGGUCAUGUCUCGAAGCCAAGUUCUUCGAAACAACUAACCGGUCGAAGCGAGGCCGGUAAUGGGCAUGCUGCUUCAGAGUGUCACCCAAUCAAUCCGUCUUCUUCCAAUGCAUCUAUCCCACCUUGUUCCAACCAACCUGCAGUGGAAGGUGAUGACGAGAAUAACAGGGUGAUCGCUAAUGUGUUGGAAAAUCUCAGUCAUUAUUCAACUCCUCCUGGAUCACCCAACCAACCACCUGUUUCCGACGGACGUGGUCAAGACGAAAUCUCUUCACUACCAACCGGUGGUUACCUGGGUGAAAGCAAACAUCAACUCAGGUCUAUAUCUCGUCCGGAACUUAAUGUCCAAAAAUGGCAGUCGAAACAAAAUCUCGCUUAUGCCGCUACAAACGUGAAUGUCGGAGAUAGACCUCAAAUGAGUACACUAUCGGGGCACAGCGGAACGGAGGAUCGCCUUAGAUCAGAUUUCGAUCAACCAUCUUUCUCUUUGGGCCUGACUCAAGAGAAAGAUGCUUUACCCUCGCGUGAACACGAUCAGAUGGGAGAGAAUAAUACUCAUCAUGGUUUGGAGACGCAUCUAGAUACUUUCCUCUCUCGAAAAAGCAAGCGUAUCAAGACAGUCCCACAGUAUUUACUUAGCGGUUACCAGUGCGGGAGUAGCAUACUUAAUCGUGCUCGAGAAGGUCAACUUUGUGGGGGUAGCUAUUAUGAUAUGUCGGUUGUUCGUGACAAGUAUGCUCGACUGUCCACACUACUUAAGAAACCUUGUUUUAUAAACGUUGGUGGACUCUCGGUUACCCAUAAAGACCUUAUUGAUAUAGCGGACAGAACUCGUUUGUUACCUGGCAAGGUCGUAGAUAUUCUUAUGAGGGUUGUCCGAUCCACCUUCGAUAAUCAUUGUAUCGGUAAAGUGGACAUAAGUGCUGCGUUUCUGGACAAAAGGAUUCAAGGUGUUGCCAAGAAUGAAAACCCUGGCGAAGCGGCUAUCACAGCAACCCUCCUGAUUCAAACACAUUCCUUGUUUGGUUCUGACCCAUGCCGUGGGAUAACUCCGUCAAUUAUCACCGAUGAAGCACAUAGAGCGGCUGUUAUGAUAUACGAGUUUCAUGCCAAGUUGUAG